AUGUUCUGCAUUGGUGGCGCUAUCCUGUUGGCCAUGCUCGUUCUGAUGGCCGUCGUCAUCUGUCUUUACUACAAAGUAGCCAACGCACUGAACCUCCAGUGCUGUGACGAAUGUAACUUGUAUCCCGGCUUCGAUGCCCUGCCUCCGUGCUGCUGUAAUGUAAACGAGGGUCUCUGA
This is a messenger RNA of Dama dama (fallow deer), 177 nucleotides long. RefSeq names its product family with sequence similarity 24 member B (gene FAM24B). The transcript is spliced from 2 exons. Bases 1 to 177 code for a protein of 58 amino acids. Lineage: Eukaryota; Metazoa; Chordata; Mammalia; Artiodactyla; Cervidae. The record is from RefSeq and is a predicted model, not a curated record.